AUGUCAAAGACAGAGAUAAGUUCUGAUGAUAUGCUGGGAUUAGAGCAACAGCAGGAUAAUAGACACUCAAGAACAUCUUCCAAGUUGGGAAAGGUUAUUCUAGGUGUGACAGGUGCAGCGGCAAUUGGACUUGUUCUUGUCACGACACCGUUUGUCACGCCUGCCUUACGGAAAAUCUGCUUGCCUUAUGUUCCAGCUACAGAAAGGCAAAUUUCUAAUAUUUUGCUAAUGGCUCAAGUCUCCAAAUGUCCGGGACCAAAGCUUGUAGACUUAGGCAGUGGGGAUGGAAGAGUGGUUUGUAUUUAUUCAAAACUACAUUUUCAUCCAAAUCCUCUUCAGUCGACCUGUCACGCAAUCUCCUUAAACCUUAGGUGUAAUUGGGGUAAUCUGGCUCUGCAACUUAUACAAACCUCAUUCUCAUUUACUGGACAAUCCAAGAGAGUUGGCAUAUUUCAUAUAUGUUUCUGAUUGACAGGUAAUAGCUGCAGCCAGACAUGGCUACCAAGCUCAUGGUUAUGAGCUGAAUCACUGGCUUGUCUGGUAUUCAAGGAUCCAGGCCAGGAUACAAGGGCUGCAUGGGAAGGCCACAUUUUCAAGGGCUGACUUGUGGAAGGUAGGAAUUAACAAAACAUGUUGA
Messenger RNA from Porites evermanni, 637 nucleotides. NCBI's taxonomy places the organism in Eukaryota, Metazoa, Cnidaria, Anthozoa, Scleractinia, Poritidae. The record is from the annotation of a GenBank genome assembly.